This is a messenger RNA of Cuculus canorus (common cuckoo), 1779 nucleotides long. RefSeq names its product RAD9 checkpoint clamp component B (gene RAD9B). The transcript has 11 exons. Gene Ontology annotation, biological process: DNA replication checkpoint signaling; cellular response to ionizing radiation; DNA repair. Lineage: Eukaryota; Metazoa; Chordata; Aves; Cuculiformes; Cuculidae. Gene Ontology annotation, cellular component: checkpoint clamp complex. The coding region runs from base 48 to 1286 and encodes 412 amino acids. The record is from RefSeq and is a predicted model, not a curated record.
GCGUUUCCCGCGCUUGUUGGUGCCGCGUGAGGCGGGGAAGCCCUGCUAUGAAGUGCGUGAUGGGGGGCGCUCACCUCAGAGUGUUUGGAAGAGCAAUACAUGCCAUAGCACGCAUUAGUGAUGAAUUUUGGUUUGACCCCAUAGAAAAAGGCCUUGCCUUGAGAUCAGUGAAUUCUUCAAGGUCAGCAUACGCAUAUGUCUUCUUCUCUUCCAUGUUUUUUCAACAUUACUGCUGGACAGCUGUCUCUCAGCCACAUCAGAAGGAAAAACAGUUAUCCCUCCCAUGUAAAUUGAUAAUUAAGUCAGUUCUCCCUGUAUUUAGAUGUGUAAAUGUGCUGGAAAGGAACGUAGAGAAAUGCAGCAUUUAUACAAAUAUUAAUGAUCAUCACAUAACUUUUCAGCUCCUCUGCAAACACGGUGUUGUUAAAACAUAUAAUUUGACUUUUCAAGAGUGUGAUCCACUGCAGGCAGUUUUUGCAAAGCACUUGUGUCCAAACGUACUUAAAGUCCACUCCAGGCUGCUGGCUGAUAUCAUGAUUCACUUUCCCACCAGUCAAGAGGAAGUAACCUUAUCAGUUACUCCAAUGAAAGUUUGUUUCAAGAGUUACACUGAGGAAGACACUGAUUUUUCAAAGACAAUGCUUACUGAAAUACAACUAAAUCCUGAGGAAUUUGACUACUUUCAAGUUGGAGUAGACUCUGAAGUGACAUUUUGCCUUAAAGAAUUGAGGGGACUACUAGCAUUUUCAGAAGCUACCGGUGUUCCCGUCUCCAUCCAUUUUGACAUAUCUGGGAAACCAAUUGCUUUCAGCAUUGAAGACAUGGUGCUGGAAGCCAGCUUUAUUUUGGCUACCUUGUCUGAGAUUGAAAAGGAGACAGCUUCCCAGCAGCCUCCAUGCUUUUCACAGCAGCGGGAAAGAUCGAAGAAUUGUAUGGAUAAGCCACAAAAAACCUCAAUGGAUAAAGACAACAAUGCAGAAGCAGUUGCUGCACCAAACAUGGAGUCAGCAAAACCUGGGAGUCCUUUGGCAAGACAAGAGAUUAAAAGCAUUCCCAGAGUCCCAAAUCCAGUGAUGACAGGCAGAGAAGGACCAGCCAUGGCCGAUAACCACACAGUGCUGGAAGGAGAGGUAACAGAGUCUCAUUAUCAGAAGUUUCAUUCCCUGUUUUUCGGAGCAGUUUCUUGUAAGGAGAAAGAUGCCAUCAGUCACCCCUUCCAUAGUCUAGCAACAGCUAGUGAUACUGAAGAGGAUUUGGGCAACGUGCAGAGCUCCCCAGUUCUCUAGAAACACAAAGUGUUUGGAUCCAAGUAAUAACUAUCAGGGAGCGCCUGGAAGGAUAAAAGUAAGGCUGACAGGGUAAUUGUGGAGCUGCUCAUAGUUUUCAGAAGUUUAAUUGCAAUUCUUUAGCAAGUUAGAACUUGAUGGAAACCGUUUGUAUUCUGAGCUUGUGUGAACUGCGUUUCACAAGUGGCUGUUCAGUCUGUAAAGUGGGAAUCCUACUCAGAUGGUACAGAUAUACGAAAAGGACAAAAGUAGAUUUAGUUGUCGGUCUUUGCUCUGUCAGUACAGGUUAAGUGUUUAAUUGCUAUUUGUGUUAAGCCCCAGCAAUGGGUCAGUCUCAAACCCUUGGCUGCUGUCAUAAUGGAAUGUAACUUUCAGUGAUAACUGACUAGUUGAGGUGUGUGCGUUCUGAAGGAAUAGCCCCAAUUGUCAUAGAAAUUUAUUUAAAAAAAAAUAAAAGCAUUGUUUGAAAGCAUGAUUGUAAGCAGUGUUUGUA